Molecule: messenger RNA, 468 nt
Organism: Penicillium vulpinum
Lineage: Eukaryota; Fungi; Ascomycota; Eurotiomycetes; Eurotiales; Aspergillaceae
Exons: 2
Coding region: 1-468 (155 amino acids)
Source: RefSeq, a predicted model, not a curated record
AUGCCCUGGUUCGGAGUUAUCCGUGACGACCAUGAAAGACUCGAGACCGCAGAAGCCGGUACUUGGGAGGAGAUCUCCGAUGCGCACCGAGAUAUGUGUCUAGCUACCCGGAAGCCCUCUGGAGAAUCGAGCCAGAAACGUGCAGUUAGCUCUUAUACCUGCCCCGGCGUGACCCACCUCACUGGACUAGGUGAUUUAUCGGACGCCCUACUAGGUAGGAUCAAGUGGUCUGAAUGGUCUGUGAUUUCAGAGCUGAACCUGUUGUUCGGAGAGGACCAACAGGCCGCUUAUAACUGGUCAUUCUUCCACCUUUUGAAAGAAGGCCUACCUGUUCCCGAGCCGCACUUGGAGUAUCAAAAGGACUUGGGUAGCGAUAUCAGCGACGCCAGUGACGUCGACGGUGAUAACGAGAUGGAGAACGAGAUAGAGGAUGACGCGGAGGGCGCUCCUGUCCCUAUAGAGACGUGA